Molecule: messenger RNA, 975 nt
Organism: Solanum dulcamara
Lineage: Eukaryota; Viridiplantae; Streptophyta; Magnoliopsida; Solanales; Solanaceae
Product: LOB domain-containing protein 19-like
Exons: 2
Coding region: 81-584 (167 amino acids)
Biological process (GO): hormone-mediated signaling pathway; positive regulation of DNA-templated transcription
Cellular component (GO): nucleus
Source: RefSeq, a predicted model, not a curated record
UCCCUAUCUCUCUCUUCCUCUCUUUCCAAAUGAUUCAUCAUCAUCAUCAUUCCACAAUUAAACUUUGAAAGACUGACAAUAUGAGCAAUGGUGGGCCUUGUGGUGCAUGCAAGUUUCUUAGGAGAAAAUGUGUGAAAGGUUGCAUAUUUGCACCUUAUUUUGACUCAGAACAAGGCAUGUCUCAUUUUGCUGCUGUCCAUAAGGUCUUUGGAUCUAGCAAUGCCUCCAAACUAUUGCUUACCAUUCCACCAAAUAAACGUCUUGAAACUGUUGUUACCCUUUGUUAUGAAGCUCUUGCUAGAGUUAGAGACCCUGUCUAUGGCUGUGUUGGUCACAUCUUUUCCCUUCAACAACAGGCUGUGACAUUGCAAGCAGAGUUGGCCUACGUUCAAGCUCGUAUAUCCACCCUGCAGCAGCACCACCACCAUCUCCCUAUGCCGCCACCAACACCAUCACAGGCAGACGUAGCAGCAGCAUGUUGUUCUAAUAUAUCGUCGUCAUCGGUGUGUAUUACUAUGGAUCCUUCGAUCGAUAUAACAGACUUAUGUAAUGUGUUGGAUCAACAACUAGACAACUCUGUGUGACCUAAGCUUCAUACAGUUAACUGUAACACAAUUUGUCUCCAGAGACAUGACUAAUCUACAGUUAGCUAGCUAGGUUAUGUUCCGGCAAGAUAAUUAAUUAACUCACUUUUAACUCCCUAUGCAAAUUAUCAUGCAUGUAAUUCACUCUUUUUUGCUUAUAUAUGUAUAACUUUUAUCCCUCUGUUUUUCUCUAAUUAAUGUUAGUUAUAUCUAUUGGGCUGUUUGACCCCUAUGGCUCCUCUGGCCCAAUAUCAUCUAUUGUCACUCGGGUUUGGGCUUCCUUUGCUUGAUCCAGUUGUGUAUCCAUGACAUACAUUUUUUAGUGGAAUGUCGCUCCCUGUGGCUCUGGUCUUUUAACAAAAAGUGAAUUUUUAUUCAAUAUUAUAUCAUU